Molecule: messenger RNA, 4779 nt
Organism: Cuscuta epithymum
Lineage: Eukaryota; Viridiplantae; Streptophyta; Magnoliopsida; Solanales; Convolvulaceae
Source: the annotation of a GenBank genome assembly
AGUUACCAAUGUCAGGAACAGAUAGAACUGCACAACCAAGCAACGCAGUGUACCCAAAGGAGAAAUGGGUCCCACUGUACGACAACAACUUCCAACUGGACCUAAAGCUGUUCAAAUGCCAGGAUCCAGUGAUAUUAUCAAUCCUACAGAAGCAUUACCUCUGGUCUGCAUUUAAUGAAGCCAAACCAGUGCCAGAGGUGUAUCUACAACAGUUCUGGGGCCUGAUGCACACAGCCUCAGAGAAGGACAGGUCGAAGAUAAUGACCAAACUGAAUGACGUGCAGGUGGUGCUAACACCAUCAACAAUCAGGGAGACACUGAAGCUCCCAGUGCUCAAACACUACGCACCACUCCCCUCAAACGAAGAGCUGAUCAAGGGGAUGAAAGAUCUUGGAUACGACAGCCCACUGCCCCUGCUGUCAAACUUUACAAUCUCCAACCUGCCUCACCCGUGGAAGAGUCUGUUCGGCCUGGUCAAUAAGUGUCUCUCUCCUAAGCACGCCGGACAUGACAAGUGCAACAAGCAAAUACUUCAAAUCUUCCACGGGAUCGCCUUUGACAAGCAGUACGAUAUGGCUCAGCUUUUCUGGACGGAGCUAAUGGAUCAAGUGAAGAUGAAGGAGAAUCAUAAGGGCAACACAAUCCCUUACGCUCGGUGGCUGGCGCUGAUCAUCCACAACAUUAUGGAGGCCACCCCGACAAUGCCAAAGCGUAAGGAGGACAAGCAUUUCACUGCGCCCAAGCUCAAGUACUUUCAGAGAGACAGCAAUAAAGCUGAAGCACUGCCUAUUCCGGACUCCCUGCUUAACCUAGCAAAUCCAAGGGAUAAGGCAGUCAUUGACUACAAAGAGUCGUUGAAGAGAACGGUUCCUAUGGUUCAGCAAAACCCAGCUGGACCUUCCCCGGGAACCAAGCCGAGAGCGAGUGAGGGUAAGAAGAAGAGAGCCCCGCCACAGAAACCAGUGGCAACCCGGCCUAAUGAUGAUCAGUCUGCUAACUCUUCCGAGAGGACCCAGACUGCUGAGGGCCACCCUAAUGCUGAGGACACUGCCGAUGAACCAUCAAGCCAGGCCCCUUCUAAUAAGGCUGGUGGUGAGGCCUCCGAUAACAUGGCCAAGGGAAAGGAGAAUAAUGAUGAUGAUGAUGAUGCAGAUGAUGAUGAUGACAUGGAGGGAGUUCUGAUCAGCAACAGGAAAAGAGCCGGAAAGAGAGCCAUUCCGAUAGACUCCGACUCCUCAUCGGACAAUGAAGAGGCUGCUCACAUGUCCCGACCACUUAAGGGCAUUGUCAUCAGUGAGCAGCGCUCCAAACACAACAGCGACAAAUCUGCAUCAUCACAGCCUAAGAAGAGGCUAAGAAAGAAGAGUGCAGUGGAGGAGGAGCUGGCACUAUACGAUGACUGCGAUACCUUUGUCACCAUAGACCGAACCACGCCUCUAGGAGCAGGAGCUGACCCUGUCAGUUCCCGGGUAGAAGUCGCAGCAUCUGGUUCAACUGCGCAUGCACAGCCAUCUCCCAUCCACUCUCCAGUCUCCCAACAGACUGGAGUUUCAAUAUCUCAAGGGGAACUUACACCGACCUCACUGAUUCCUUCCGAAUCUGCUGAGAGACUUAGUGGUCAACAGCCCCGGACCACUACCCCCAUCCGUUCUAUCACUUCGAGUCUAGGUGUCAUCAUUCCUACAUUUUUGAAUUUUUCUAGGACACCUACACUAUUCACUGCACAUACAGGUGCACUCACCCUGAAUGCAACGACCGGAGUGCAAACUAUGAUGGUCGGAAGCCCUGCUACGCCAACAAUGCCUCGAUCAUUGAACGCAGGCCACACAUCAGCUGUCUUCACUGAUGCUGUGACAACAGUUACAACCCCUGUAACUGGUACCAUUAUCCCCGAAGACAUUCUCGUAUAUCUGAACAGCUUUCUAGAGUCUACCAUUAAGCCAUGGGUGCAUGAAGCAAUAACCGCUAAUGCACAAGACUCUGGAAGUACCCCAGUUGUUCAGAAUAUACCAUCCAAACCCCAGACAACACAGCCCCCAACCAUUUCCAUACCUGUUUCCAAACCCUUAGCCAUAGAAAACCAACAACCAUCCACAUCAAGGGGAACCCAGGAUACAGAACUAGUAUUCUCCCCUACAACGACCAAACCCAACCUAACAACUCUACCCUUCGAGGAUCUUGUAGCUGAGAUCUACGACCGUAUACUAGACGUGGAAGAAGGCAACCUCACCCCUCUUCAAAAAGCCCUUCUCCGUGCUCUAGAUACACAGAACACUUGCCGUGACAGUCUCCGUGGCGCUAAACGUUCACAUGAGGAUCCUGAUGAUUCGGAUUCUCAUGAGGGGGAGAACAAGCGCCAGCGGGUACUUGAGCAUGUUGCUUCUACUAGCCAACCCUCAAAGCCAAACCAACCCUCCACCUCCACCAAUGAGCAACCCACUACUUCAGCUAGCCAUAAAUCCCUAGCCACUCUCUCUAGCAUGGUCGAGCUAGACAUAACAUCCCGAGGUGCAUCUCCUAUAGAUGUUAACCAAUGACGGAAUGGAAGUCCUGAUGAUGCUACCACGAGUACAUCUUCUUACUCAGGCCAUCAGCUAGAACCUAGUUCGAAACUGAUGUCAACGGGCAAUCCUGAGGAUCCCGGUGUUUCACACGAUGAGUCACCUUCGACACAGCAGCAAGCUCCCUCUGAACCCUCUGACAAUCCAAUACAAGAUGAGCUUGAAAAUCUUCUAGUUCAUGAUCAAUGGCCUCCUAAAUGGACAGAGUGGGAUGACCUUAGAGUGGAAGCCGAUCAGUACGAAAUGUGUCGAAGCUGGCAUCUCAGAGAGUUCCUCAAUAAAUACCAUGCAAUGAUGAUUGGACUCGAUAAAGACGAACGCAAGGAAGGGGAGAAUCAAAAAGAAAACCUCAAGGAACCAGAACCAGCUAAAGAAAAAUGGGAAAUCAUAAGGAUCAAAGCCCCCUUUCUUGAAGAAAUUCGAGAGAAGAUUUGGAGACAACCAGAAAAAGUCAAGCAGUUCAGUGAAUUAAAAAUGCGAGGAAUCAAUCACUUGAAAGGAAAAUAUAGAGGAGGAAAUCUGUAUAUGCUAGGACAUAGAUCCACAGGGCAACGUCGACAAGUUCUAAAUCACAACCUUGCAACAAGUGGAUGUCCCAUAUUGAAAAUCUUGGAGAUUACAGAAGAUCACCUGGAGACAAUUAAGUUCAUGAUUUUUCGUCUACAACGUACUGAUGGCUCGGAGUUCACCUGUCAAGAGAAUGACUUCUUUCUACUGCACAUGGAUGACAUUUAUCAAAUGUUCAUGAGGUGCAGGGAGCUUCCAGUUCACAAAGACAGACUCGCUAAAGAAGGCUUCGAGGCGAUAAAAAGAUUCAUGACAAGACAAGUUCGGUUCUACGCUUCUCAUGACCUCCAGAUGACCAUAGAGCACAACUAUUCAAAGGUGAAUCUUACUAGACCGGACUUGAGUAGACCUGGCCUUGAAUCCUUUGAAGCAUAUCAUAUUUUUGACAAUCCAGUAUCAGUCAUCUAUCUGAAUCAUAACAACGAAAAACGUCUAAUGUUCGUGGAUGAAAUUAACAAGUAUUGUGACGGAACGUUGAAGAUCAUCCAGGAGCAGCUCCGAUCAAAGAAACAAGAACUUGGACAGAAAUCGACUGAAGCCACUGAAGGAGACCAGAAGGAACUGCACAGAAUUAACAAUAUUCUACAAGCCAUUGAAAAGCAACUUGAUAGAAGAAACUCACUCAGAAACUAUGAGCACGCACUUAAUCUCAGAAAGAACUAUUACAAAGCUCAGAAGUGAAGAAACCCAGCAAGACGGCACUUGACCACAAAGGGGGAGAUUGUUAGAACUUUUAUUGUGGGUCAAGUUUGUCUGUAAUGUCUUGUUUAAAUAAAGUAGACUAGUUAUACCAUUUAUGGUAUUAGAUUAGUAUUUAUUAUGUAGCAAAUAAGGUAAAGGGAAUAAGGCCCAAAAAGGCCUUGGCCCAACUUCCAAGGUUUACCUAAAUCGGUAACGUGUACAACGCCUAUAAAUACGCGCCUUGUGUACAGGUACCAAAUAUCGAUCAAUACACAUUAGCCUUACGCUGCCAAAUUUACUUCUCGAUACUACAGAAAGAAGGUUUCACUGUUCUCGAUAAAGCUUAUAUCAUUAUAUGAAAUCUUUCUCUUCUGUCUAUCGAUGAUGCUCAUCUAGCUGAUCGUUAGUCUGCUGAACUGGGACCAACAAUGAGUCCUAUGAGAGCGUCUGCGAGCGUCGGCUCCUCAUAAUCGCAUCUCGGACGACCUCUGGUGAAGGAAUCCGGGUUGCUCAAGCCGGGGUGCGUGCCUCCGAGGUGAACAUCUUGAGGGUUCCCGUGACCCUGACUUGGCUCUCUAUGCGGGUUUUAUUCCCCUGGCGCUAGUUUGGGUCAUCCGCAAGUCUGAGAGUAUAUGGGCCGUGGUCCCAGACCCAUAUACUCCACCAAUGACGUUUUCUACUAAUUAUUAUGAUCAAACAGCUAAAUUAUCAAACAACUUCUGACAACCCGCCAUUCCGCCAACUUAUUCAAAUGUCUGAAUUCACUAUUGACAACUCGCUAACAUAUGCAGUCCGCUAUCCACUAAUCACUAACUGUUAAAUGCCAAAUACACCUCAUAUCUUGUUAACUUUUCACGGCUAUAGUUAUGUUUUCUCGUUUAUACGUUUUAUUUGAAUGAUAUUUUAGAAAGAAACUUAUUUUUAUAAGAGGACGUACCUCACCAUUGGAUCGACUUCUAAUAAGUUAAAG